Messenger RNA from Eimeria tenella, 585 nucleotides. RefSeq lists its product as uncharacterized. NCBI's taxonomy places the organism in Eukaryota, Apicomplexa, Conoidasida, Eucoccidiorida, Eimeriidae. The transcript is spliced from 4 exons. The record is from RefSeq and is a predicted model, not a curated record. The coding region runs from base 1 to 585 and encodes 194 amino acids.
AUGUGGAACUGCAGGGUCUGCAGCAACACCCCCUUUGCUGCUCUCUUCGGUUUCGGCGGCGCUGACGACGACAAAAAAAAAAAGAAAAAAAGAACAAGUUCGCAGGCCCAGGAGAGUUCUUCGCACUCCAACUCGGAAGGGGAUAGCGCGUUCACGGACCGGUACGCGUCGCAGGAAACCUUCGAGCCGCGCAGCCCCGAAGAGGUCGAGGCCGUCUGCAGGGCCUGGGAGCACUACGUGCACCCGCGGGCGCGGGAGUUUUGGCAAACGGCGGAGGCCCGCAUUGAAAUUCUCCAGAAGAUCGCGCGGGGCGUGCACCGGGGCUACGAUCCGGUGCUGGGCGACGACAAGCAGUGCGUGGUCUGGUACGGCGACUUGUCCGAAGAAGACAACUUGCCAGUUAUUCGAAUGGUCAAGCCGGGAGAAAGCCAGGAAAGCCAGACUUACGUCAACAGGACUCUUGUCUUCCUCUACGCAGACGAGGAGAGCUUCAACGAGCUGCAGGAGAAGCCGAAGAAAGCCUUCACGAUGGCCUGUGCAAAUCCUUUGUGUGUGAACUUGACUCACAUAGCUCUAGACGAUUAG